Sardina pilchardus (European sardine) is the source of this 5687-nucleotide messenger RNA. RefSeq lists its product as uncharacterized. The transcript has 10 exons. Lineage: Eukaryota; Metazoa; Chordata; Actinopteri; Clupeiformes; Clupeidae. Gene Ontology annotation, molecular function: cytoskeletal adaptor activity; dynein complex binding. The record is from RefSeq and is a predicted model, not a curated record. The coding region runs from base 422 to 3118 and encodes 898 amino acids.
CCAGUGAUUUGUGCGGAACAGAUUAUUUUCAUUUUUAACCCUUCCUCCUGCGUCCAUGCGCGGAUCAUGUGCGCCGUUCACUGAAUGACCGCACUUCGGCGCGCCAACACUUUCAAAGCUGAAGUUCACCGGUUUGUAACGUAGUCUGGGAGGACAGUUGAAGAUUUCAAACAACACGCCUUGAUGUUGAGACAGAAUUGACGUCUUGGUCUAAUCCAGGGAGUGGUGAGAGUUGUGAAUGUGAAAAGACAACGGAGUCUGAGUCGCGCUUUAUUCAUAUGAACACAUUGAGGACGAUGAUGAGAUACUUAACCUGGACAGCAAAAUCCGGUUUAAUUGACUACAAGGAGGCAUGAAAAACCAGGCUUGAGGAACUCUUAUCCAGACCCUUCCGUAGAGGAGGAGGAAGAGGAGGCAGCAGAUGGAGGAAGAGAGAGCCAGGAUGCUGGAAGACGAAGGAGACGACGAGGGCGAGAUGGGUGUGGUGGAGACGGAGGUCGGCGGUCCCGUCGACUUCCAGACGGCGGUGGCGAGGCUGACGCUGGAGCUCCAGGAGGCCAACGAGGAGAAGCUGCAGGCGGCUCGCUAUGGCCUAGCCGUCCUGGAGGAGAGUGCCGCCGUCAAGACCCGCAACACCCAGCUGGAGGAGGAGCAGGAGGCCCUCAAGCAGGAGCUGCAGCAGCUGCGGGAGGCCCUGGCGGACUCGGUGAACAGUCAUAAGCGAGCGGCGGCAGACGGCGAGAGCCGAGAAGAGUCUUUGCUCCAGGAGACGGCCAGCAAGGAGGCUGCCAUGGCGACGCGCAUGGAGGAGCUGCAGGUGGAGCUUCGGCAGGCCCGCAUCACAUUGGCCAAUGCGCUUUCAGAGAGCGAAAGGCUGGGCGGGCUCUCAGCACAGCUCAAGAAGGAAUGCGAGUGCUUGGAGGCUGAGAAGGGUCACAUGCGUGAUGAGAUGAAGGAGUUUAAGGUGCGCGAGCUUCAGCAGCUGCAGGACAACAGCGAGCUGGAGGAGGAGAACAUCUCCCUGCAGAAACAAGUCUCCGUUCUUAAGGAGAACCAGGUUGAGUUCGAGGCCCUGAAGCUGGAGCUCUCCCACAAGGAGGAGGAGCAGGAGGAGCUGCGUGCCCAGCUGGAGGAGGCGGGCCGGCUGCGCGCCAUCGCGGAGCGUCAGCUGGACGAGGCGCUGGAGGCCCUGAAGGAGGAGCGGGAGCAGAAGAACUGCCUCCGCCGCGAGCUCUCCGCCCUGGCCCUCAACCCCUUCGACUCCCUGGGGCCCCUGGAGCUCCACCUCGGCCAGCUCGACGACAGCCACGACAGCACCGGGGGGAAGAGGGAGGAGGACGGGGAGAAGGCCGACGAGGAGGACCAGGACAGCGGGUUCAAUAACGGCCCGAGCUCCGGGUCCAAGGGCACCAGCGGCAGCGCGAAGCCCCAGCUGAGGAGCUCGACGCCCAGGAGCAGCGACGCCUUCCUCAGGCCCCCGGCUCCAGGCCUGGUGGCCGACCUGCUCAGCGAGUUGCACCUGUCGGACAGCCAGAAGCUCAAACAGCAGCUGCUGCAGGUGGAACGUGAGAAGGCCAGCCUGGCCAACACGGUGCAGGACCUCCAGAAGCAGCUGGUUCUGUCCAAAGAGGCCCUGAACGAGCAGCAGGCCAAGAUGGACCAGCUGGCCCAGAGGCUGGAGGCCGCGCUCGCUCCCCAGCCGGCGGGGCCCAAACUCGGGCAGGCUCACCAGGAGAACGGCCUGGGGGAGGACGACGGCGACUACUACGAGCUGGACUCCAAGAGCGCGGAGGUGCUGGAGUGCCGCAUGGCGGCGGCCAGCGAGGAGGUGUCGCGCCUCCGGCAGGAGCUGAAGGCGUCGGAGGCGCGCUCGGCCGCCCUGGAGAGCCGCUGCCGGCAGGAGAAGGAGCGCUGGCGCGGCGAGGCCCAGGAGCUGGCCGAUAAGAUCCGCCAGUGCAUCGCCGCCAGCCGCCUGGACCAGGAGCGCAUCGGGCAGCUGGAGCGCGAGAUCGGCGCCACGCGGCGGGUGGCCAGCGACUCGGAGGGCCACCUGAGCGCCACGCAGGAGGAGCUGCUGGCCUUCUCCGAGGAGCUGUCGGCGCUCUACCACCACGUGUGCGUCAGCAACAACCUGACGCCCAGCCGCGUCACGCUCGACUACUACCGCGACGGCGGCGGCUGCCGGGCCGGCGCGCGCAGGGCGGGGGGGGAGCAUCAGCAUCAGCACCCGCUCCGCAAGCGCAGGAACGGCGAGGGGUACGGGCGCAGCAGCCUGGGGGAGGAGCCCGUAGGAGGAGGAGGGGAGAGGAGCGGAGAGUCGUCUCCCGCCUGCGGGAGCUGCCCGGGGUCUCCCACGCCGGACUUCAGGGACCCCACCAACGUCAGGAACCUGGUGGCCGUCAUCCGCUGCCAGAUCAAACACCUGCAGGUGGCAGUGGACCUGUGCAGGAAGCGGGGCACGUUGCCGUCGGCGGCGGGGUCGGACGCGGACCGGGACACCGAGGCGCUCCUGGAGGAAGUGCUCAAGCUCAAGUCCCUGCUGAGCACCAAGAGAGAGCAGAUCGCCACGCUACGCACCGUCCUCAAGGCUAACAAACAGACGGCGGAGUUGGCGCUGAACAACCUGAAGACGAAGUACGAGACGGAGAAGGCCAUGGUGUCGGAGACCAUGGUGAAGCUCCGCAACGAGCUCAAGGCCCUGAAGGAGGACGCCGCCACAUUCUCCUCUCUGCGCGUCAUGUUCGCCAGCAGGUGUGACCAGUACGUGACGCAGCUGGACGAGAUGCAGCGUCAGCUGGCUGCGGCGGAGGACGAGAAGAAGACGCUCAACUCGCUGCUGCGCAUGGCCAUCCAGCAGAAGCUGGCGCUGACGCAGCGUCUGGAGGACCUGGAGGCGCCGCUCUCGCCCCUGAGCAACGGCAGCGCCGGGGGGGGGGUCCCGGGCAGCCCGCGCCGCGCCCGCGCCAAGCAGCUGGGCACCAAGUCGGGCCGGGCGCCCCGCAGCCCCCUGCGCUCCAGCCCGCGCGCCAGCCCCGUCUUCAUGACCCCCGCCGGCCCCCAGGGCAUGGUCAACCACUUCCGGGUCAUCUCCCGGAGCGUGCACGGCAGCCCACGGUGAAAGGUUGUCAUCUGUCCCCCCCCGCCCCUCUCUCCAAUCUGGCUCGUGUGUUGGGGAACGUUCAUGUCGACCUCCAUCUCUCUCUCCUCCGCCUGGCUCCUGUGUCUGGGGAACAUGUCAUGUAGAGCUCAUCACACCUCCAUGUGGUCCUUCCCCUGCCCUGCUUGCCUGACCUCUCUGCAUCUCAGACCCAACAGACCUCAGAAGCACUCAUCAGGACCUUCUCUCCUCCGCUAUCAAGCAUUUCUCUCUCUCUCACUCUCUCUCUCACUCUCUCUCUCUCUUUAUUCUCUCUCUCUUAACCUGGCCUGUUCAUUCUUGACUUCUGUCUCUUUUCUUAUCUCUCUUUCUGUACUCCAUCUAUCAGUUCAUCUUCUUGUCUCCAUCCUCUCCCACGUCUCCUGCUCAUAUACUGUUCUACUGCCCUCUGUCCACUCUGAUCUGAUCUGAUCUUGGCUGUGCAUGCAUGCUUCUGGGUGAGCAGGGCAGAGAGAAGCAUGCCACCAUGCCAUGGCUGAGGUGGGCACCAUUUGCUUGCCCCUUGGGGGUCGAAUCAGAUCCAUUCCAUAUCUUGCCUUCAACCAUCAGAGUCCAAGGGCACUGACUUGUACCUGAAAACCUCUCUUCAGACCAAAACAUUUUAGGAAUCAGACUUGAGCUGAUGGACUGUGUGUUUUCUUUUUUUUGUGUGUGUCUAUGUUUUUGUUUGUUUUCUUUUGUACAGUAUUAGCCUUUUAAUUAUUACAGAAAGGCAAGAUGCCUUGUUUAUUAAAUAGGAAAAAAAAGAAAGAAAAAUCUGUAAAAAAUAUAUAUUAUGCUAAAUAAGGCAAAUGUGCAGGUUUGGUUGGAGUCUGCUGUAUCCUACACUAUGUUGGCUAGUAGCAUGUGUCGGACCUUUUACUGUGCUACUAGUGUGGAUGGUCUGGAUGGGAAGGCAUCACACUAACAGUUCUUCUGUGUGAAGGUCACAUAUACAAGCACAUACCAACAGGCUAAAGUCCUGCUGGGUUUGGUGGGUCACUGAAAACUAACCACCACCACAACAACAAAGACAAAUGGAAAACUCUUUGUUUUAUUGUUUUUUCCUUUAAAUGAUUAUGUGACCGUUCAAAUGCCCAUCCUCCUCUUUGUCCCGGACUGCUGUGUCCCAUUGAUUGGCCCUCGGCCCCAGUCAGCACCACUCCGCCGGGACCGGGACCGGGACCGGGCCCUCAGCCGCCACCGCCGCCUCUGAUAAAUGGGCUCUCCUCAGGUUCUGUGACCUGUGACAAGUCGAGCAGAGGAAAUACAGAAGAUUCAACCACGACUCAACUUCCAGCUAUGCACAGUCCCAUGACCGCCUAGAACCCAAGUGACCCCGGCACAACCAAAAACUAAAAAACUGACCUAUGUACUGUUAGAUGUCCUUUCAUGAUUCCUUACUCUUGAGAGGUGUGUGUGUGUGUGUGUGUGUGUGUGUGUGUGUGUGUGUGUGUGUGUGUGUGUGUGUGUGUGUGUGUGUGUGUGUGUGUGUGUGUGUGUGUGUGUGUGUGUGUGUGUGAAUUUACUAGUAUGUAUUGGGUGAAUGGAGAAGAGUGUGGUCACCUCUAAACCCCUCCUGCCUGUCAGGGCUUUUGUGGGCUACAGUGUAGGAUCAUGGUUUGGCUUUACUGUGAGAGCCUUUUCUACGCUUUGCUAGUGAUUUUCAGCAAAGCCGUUUUUAUUUUUCACACCGAAGUUACAAAAAAAACGUUUCAUUGGAAUGUUAAUUUUUAGGGUGGAAAAUGAAUCAUGCAACAGAAAUAGGUUAUGAGAAUAGUGCCUUAAUUUUGAUUAUUUGCAGUCUCAAUUUUUUUUGUUUUGUUUUUUUCCCCUUAGUGUAUUGCAGUAUUUCUGAGGUGGAAAUGUAUUAGUACACAUUUUUUUUAACAACAACAAAAAAACGAUCAUGGGAAAUGGUAGGAUUAAUUUGUGCUUGGCCAUGGGGACGCUGUUGGCCCCUGACCUGAAACUUAGGAAAGUGCAAAAUUUGCCGCCUCAAUCAUGUGUCCGCGGCAUAAAGAUGUUUAGCAGAUUUAAUCUCAUCUGUGACCCGUUGACGUUUGUUUGAAGCCCGUGCUGUUAGCCAAAGCACAAAAAAGGUGUACAUGCCAGGUAGCCCACUUUCUUUUCAGAGAGUUUGGGAAUUGGGCAUCUUCACACUCUCUAAAACAGUUAGCUAGCUGUCUAGAGCGUGUUGUUAAGGUCAUAGGUGGAAAUGACCGUUGAUUCAGUCAGGCAAUGUUGUCAUUGUAUGGGUGAUCACUUUUAUGUUGCUGCUUGUUGUAAAUGACAGUGUACUAAAUGGAUUUGGUAGGCUGUUAACCUCGACCUUUACCUGUGUUAUUUGUGUGUGAAAUAUGUGACGCUUGUCUCAAACGUCCUCUUGCUGUUGAACAUUUUUACCCUCCGACUCGCUUUGGUACACUUUAUUAUGGUGGAACUCUGGAAAAAAAUGGCUCAAAAUAUUGCAGGUUUUGUCCUUCCAGAAUUUGAUUUGUGAGCUAAAUAUCUAGUGUCUUGGGGGAAAAAUAAAGUUACAUAAUGUCUA